This is a messenger RNA of Agrilus planipennis (emerald ash borer), 672 nucleotides long. It is a transcript of the gene MED21, whose product is annotated as mediator of RNA polymerase II transcription subunit 21. Gene Ontology annotation, biological process: regulation of transcription by RNA polymerase II. Gene Ontology annotation, cellular component: mediator complex. Gene Ontology annotation, molecular function: transcription coregulator activity. NCBI's taxonomy places the organism in Eukaryota, Metazoa, Arthropoda, Insecta, Coleoptera, Buprestidae. The coding region runs from base 127 to 552 and encodes 141 amino acids. The transcript has 3 exons. The record is from RefSeq and is a predicted model, not a curated record.
AUCUAUGGCCAUAGCAAUGGCCGCAAUGGCUAACAAACCAAAAGAAUUUACUUAGGUUAGGUACAACUGUUUGUUUUUAUUUUUAUUUGCAUGUAAAAAACAUAAACCACCUUUUAAACAACGAUAAUGGCAGAUCGUUUAACUCAAUUGCAGGAUUGCAUCAAUCAGUUAGCAGAACACUUUUGCAAUAGUAUUGGAAUUUUGCAACAGUUUGCUUCUCCAAGUAAAUUUCCAGGCUUUGAUAGAACUGGCUCCCAAACACCACAACAACAAACUCAGGAUGACUAUGUGCAAUUGUUUACUACACUUAUUGCACGUUGUUCCAAAGAUAUCGAUACCCUCAUAGAGUCCUUGCCUAGUGAAGAAAGUUCUACAGAACUGCAGCUUCAGAGCUUAAAAGUUCUUGAAGCAGAAAAUCAAGAAACUGCCGAGAGGUUGGAAGCUAUUGUUCAUAGGGGCCAAGAACUUUUAGAUCAAAUACAAAUUGCCUUAAGUGACAUCUCACAAGCUCAGCUUGAAAUGCAGUAUCCCGCAAAAAAGAAUUUAUUAUAAGGAUUAGACUGUCUCUCAAAUUUAUAUUUCUUUUUUCAUUUACAAAAUUGCUUUAAGUUAAUUUUACUUUAGAUAUCCUACUUGUAAGAUGGAUGAGAAGAAAAUAAAAGAUAAUUUUUA